Molecule: messenger RNA, 1626 nt
Organism: Arvicanthis niloticus (Nile rat)
Lineage: Eukaryota; Metazoa; Chordata; Mammalia; Rodentia; Muridae
Gene: P2ry13
Product: purinergic receptor P2Y13
Biological process (GO): G protein-coupled receptor signaling pathway; negative regulation of adenylate cyclase activity
Cellular component (GO): membrane
Molecular function (GO): G protein-coupled purinergic nucleotide receptor activity
Source: RefSeq, a predicted model, not a curated record
CGUGGGUUGCGUUAAUGACUGCCACAACUCAUACAGCUGAGUGUCUUCCCAAACAAAGCUGAUGCUCCAGAUAGUCAACACCACGGGGAUGCAGGGCUUCAACAAGUCUGAGCGGUGCCCUAGGGACACUCGGAUGACACAGGUGCUGUUCCCAGUACUCUAUACUGUGGUCUUCUUGACAGGCAUCCUGCUGAACACCGUGGCCCUCUGGGUGUUCAUCCACAUCCCCAGCAAUUCCACCUUUAUCAUCUACCUCAAAAACACUCUGGUGGCAGACCUGAUAAUGACACUAAUGAUUCCUUUCAAAAUCCUUUCUGACUCACACCUUGCGCCCUGGCAGCUCAGGGGUUUUGUGUGUACUUUCUCCUCUGUGGUCUUCUAUGAGACGAUGUAUGUGGGCAUCAUGAUGCUGGGCCUCAUUGCCUUCGACAGAUUCCUCAAGAUCAUCAUACCGUUUAGAAAAACUUUUGUGAAAAAGACUGCUUUCGCAAGAAUAGUCUCGAUUUUCAUCUGGCUCCUGAUGUUCCUGCUCGCCCUUCCAAACAUGAUCUUGAACAAGAAGGCAACGCAACCGUCCGUCAAGAAGUGUGCAUCCUUAAAGAGUCCACUGGGGCUGCUGUGGCAUCAAGUAGUCAGUCACACGUGCCAGUUCAUUUUCUGGACUGUGUUUAUUCUGAUGCUUCUAUUUUAUGUGGUGAUUACCAAAAAGGUAUACAACUCCUAUAGGAAGUUUAAAAGUAAGGACAGCAAGCACAAACGGCUGGAGGUGAAGGUAUUUAUCGUCAUGGCUGUCUUCUUUGUCUGCUUUGCGCCAUUUCAUUUUGUCAGAGUACCAUACACCUACAGUCAAACCAUCAAUAAGACUGACUGUAGGUUAGAAAACCAGCUGUUUAUUGCUAAAGAAGCAACUCUCUUUCUGGCAACAACUAACAUUUGUAUGGACCCCUUAAUAUACAUAAUCUUAUGUAAGAAGUUCACACAAAAGGUGCCGUGUAUGAGAUGGAGAAGGACAAGGACAGCAGCAUCAAGUGAAGAGCACCACAGCAGUCAGACAGACAACAUCACCCUAGCCUGACCACUUUGUCCCACAGGUUAAUUUCAUACAUGGCUUCACACCUAUGUAAGGACGGGACUUCAAAAUAUCAUUUACCCGGAGACUUCAUUUAGGCGUUACAGAAAAAAGAGGGGAACAAACAGUUUCCUACAUUAUUACCCUAGUGUACAUUAUUACCCUAGUGUACAGAAAAGAUUAUGCCCAUUUUCACCACAUAGAUAGAUGUAUUUAUACAGGGGAUGAACUAACAUUAAGAGAAUGUGUAAUAAAGCAAAUGGCCACUAGAUGUCACCUUUUCGAGAGCUUUCAUGUAAUAUGGAAAAGGUUAUUGGGAAACAGGUUUGCCUGAAAAACCUCCCUUCUAAUUACCAUCCCAUGUUCUCUCUCACGCACAAUUCCUAAAACAUCUCACUGGGUUUUAGAGCCUUCAGAAUGCUGAUACUUGUGGACAUAAACCAACCAACCUGCAUAUCCUGUGCCUGUGCAGGAAAGGCUAAGGUGGAGGCUGAAAGAGAUGCAGUCUGAGAAACCAAAGUGGGUCAACAUAACCCCAGGAACCUCAAAAGACUGUC